CCACGGCUUCACGGCUCCACGGCUCCACCCCACGGCUCCCACUGCACCACCAGCCAGACACGCAUGACAUAGCACGCUGCUUCACUCGCAACAAUGGGCUCCCGCUGCCUCGGCGAGCUGCUGCUCCGCCCCUCCACCCUGGCCCGCAUCUCACCACUACCACGCCGGGCCAUCUCGACACCACGCCAGACCAUUGCCCCGUCAUGGACAGCCCGCAGCCUCUCCAACACAUCCAGGCCGCCCGCCCCCCAGCCUGCCCUCAAAGUGCAAGAGCAAGAGGCCGACGAUGACGCUCCACGACGCCCCCGCCGUGCCUCCAACGCCGAAACCUCGCAAGCAAUCGACUCGCUCUUCUCAGGCCUGCCUGAUACCCGCCCCCGCCCCCCGCAGACAGCCUCCAGCGAUCAACUCCGCGCCGCCCGCGCCUCGCACAUCUUCGGCAGCGAGUUCAGCUCGCCGGGCCGCGGCCGCUCCCGCAGGCCCCCCGGCCUAAACUUCGAUGACAUGACUAUGCCCGACGAGCUGGCCAACCCCACCCUGGCCAACAAGCCCGUCGACACAUCGCUUGCCCAGCAGCAGGAGGAGACGUUUGCCAACUACCCGCGUCUGAACCCCACGUACGGGAGGACCGUCGACUUGGAUGCGAGUCGUGGGAGAGACAUUGUGCGGGGGAUUGGCAUGCUGGGGAGUUUGGUGGCCAGGAAUCACAUCAGGAAGGACGUCUCCAAGCAGAAGUUCCACGAGCGCGGGGGGUUGAAGAGGAAGCGGUUGUUGAGUGAGAGGUGGAGGGCGAGGUUCAAGAAGGGCUUUGUGGCCGUCACCGCAAGGGUGAGUGAGCUGACCAGGAAGGGAUGGUAAACAUCUGACUGGGUGUAUCGAGACAUGGAGGAUUGAAGUGUGAAUUGAACUGUAGAUAUGAUCGGACGUCGACAUGGAAUGUACGAUUCUGAAUGUAUUCAUGUGUAUAUGUGUACAAUAUAGAAAUACAAUCCAGCUUUGCAUGUUGGAAUACCCACACCAGAUCAAAGAGAACACACUA
Dothidotthia symphoricarpi CBS 119687 is the source of this 1039-nucleotide messenger RNA. RefSeq lists its product as uncharacterized. Gene Ontology annotation, biological process: translation; mitochondrial translational initiation. Gene Ontology annotation, cellular component: mitochondrial small ribosomal subunit; ribosome. The record is from RefSeq and is a predicted model, not a curated record. The coding region runs from base 94 to 858 and encodes 254 amino acids. NCBI's taxonomy places the organism in Eukaryota, Fungi, Ascomycota, Dothideomycetes, Pleosporales, Dothidotthiaceae. Gene Ontology annotation, molecular function: structural constituent of ribosome. The transcript has a single exon.